AUGAAGCUGUUAAUAAUAAACACUGUUCUGCUUUUGUCAGCACAAGAUGCUUUGUGCCGAAGAACUGGAUAUACUAAAUGGAAUGACAAUCGAAUAGUUGGAGGACAAACUACGACCAUUGAAAAUGUUCCAUAUCAAGUGCAUUUGUUACUUCAAAAAGGUAACAACUAUUACGCAUGCGGAGGAUCUAUUAUAAGUCAAAAUUAUAUACUUACGGCGGCACACUGUUUAAGUGGAAUAACACGAGCGUACAUUAGAACAGGAUCAACCCAAGCUAGUAUAGGUGGAACUCUAUACACUUCCACUAAUUUCACUCAACAUCCCAAUUAUAAUCCAAACACCAUCGACUAUGACGUUGGGAUUUUGAGUCCUUCUACUCCUAUAACAUUGGAUGAUAAGACACAAGUAGUACGUUUGGCAGAUAGUGGUGAUGCCAUAAAUUCUGGAACACCUGUCAUUGUGUCAGGAUGGGGCGCCACAUCUGAAGGAGGUGCUUCAAGCGAUACCUUAAUGGCUGUCGAAGUACCAACGGUAUCGAAUGAUGAAUGCCGUAAAAAAUACAGAUCGCUAACGGAAAGAAUGUUUUGCGCCGGUGUUCCGCAAGGCGGCAAAGAUUCGUGUCAGGGAGACUCAGGAGGUCCUGCGGUAUCAAAGUCUUCCAAGACCCUGUUAGGAGUUGUUUCAUUUGGUUUAGGAUGUGCACGUAGAGGCUACCCAGGGGUGUACAGUAGAAUACCUGACAGUGGUAUACGGGAUUGGAUAAAGAAAAUUACAGGAGGAAUGACAAAACUG
Molecule: messenger RNA, 792 nt
Organism: Brenthis ino (lesser marbled fritillary)
Lineage: Eukaryota; Metazoa; Arthropoda; Insecta; Lepidoptera; Nymphalidae
Source: the annotation of a GenBank genome assembly